Molecule: messenger RNA, 2950 nt
Organism: Paramecium primaurelia
Lineage: Eukaryota; Ciliophora; Oligohymenophorea; Peniculida; Parameciidae
Source: the annotation of a GenBank genome assembly
AUGAACAAGUCUGAUACUAUUCAAAAUUAAGAGAACAUUGAUCCAAAUAUUGUUAGAAAUUAAGUUUCUCAAUAAAAAAAGUUUUCAAGAAGUUCAGGUCAAAAAACACCUUGGAGUGGGAUGUAAUUAAUUUCUUUAAAUUUUGAUUAGCACUGGAGAAAUAAGUCAUUCAACAAAUGAUGAUAUAGAGAUCUCUUGUUUCUAAGUAGGACCAGCAAAAAUAUCAUCACUUUCAACUAAUUAAGCUAUUAUAUGUUAAACAAGAUUAGAGUAAUAUUUGACUUCAAAUAAUGUUCCUGAUAUUUUAUCAUAUUUAGAUGAAUUUGAGGAUCUUGAUUGGGUUAAAUCAAAUUAUAUUACUCAUAUUAUAGAAUUAAUUGUAAAACAAGAAAGAGAAUAUUUAAAAUAAAGAAUUGUUGGAUUAACAGCAAUAUUGACUAGCAAAAAUUAUUUACUUAAUAGAUAAAUUAUAAAGUUGAUAUUUAGUGUAUCAUCUAGAAUAGGUUAAUAAGAAGGUUUUUAUGCUUUACAUGAAAUAUAACAAUUAUUGGAAACAAUGAUUUUCAAGGAAGAACUUUAAUAAUACAAUUAAAUAUAAUAUUAUCCUCUUAUAGUUUAUUGUCAUACACAUUAAUUAUUAUAUUGGGGAUUGGUUGGAGAAUGUUGGGAAUUAUUAAAAUUGAAAUUGAAUAGAUAAAUUGAAGAGUCACUCAAGGAUGAAUUUGAAAAGACAGCUUAGAAAAUCUGUGAUAUGCUUAUAAGAUAAUUAAUAGAAUUAAGUAGUUCAAAUAAUUAAUGGUAUCAAAUUUUCAAUGAAGUUUUAUAUGAAGGUGUAAUUAAUUUACAUCCAUCUGAUAUAUUUUUUAAUAAAUUAAUUGAUUACGCUUUUAGAAAGUCUCAAGUUGAAAUGGCUGAAUAUCUAUUAAUAUUUAUGAGAGAUUAAUGUAAAAUUUAACCAACAAUUGUUACUAUUAAUACAAUGAUUGAUUAAUACUUUAAAAAUAAUCAAAAAGAUAAAGCAUGGAAGACUUUUGAAAAUCUUAAAUUAACCUAGACAAAACCAGAUAAUUUUACAUAUACUACACUUAUUAAUGGAUUGAAAAAUUCAGAUAAUAUGGAUUUAAAAUUAGCAUUUUAAUUAUUUGAAGAAUAUAAAUAAUAUAAUUAGCCAGAUCAAAUUAUUUAUAAUUGUCUUCUAGAUGCAUGUAUUAAUGCAGGAGAUUUAAAUAGAGGUUUCUAAUUAUUAAAUGAAAUGAAAUAAUCAUAAACUAUUUAAUUAGAUGAAAUUACUUAUAAUACAUUAAUAAAAGGAUGUGGAAGAAAGAAGAGAUUAAAUGAUGCUAUGAAUUUAUUUGAAGAAAUGAAAUAAAUUGGUAUAAAACCAAAUAGAAUUAGUUUUAAUUCAUUAUUAGAUUCUUGUGUAAAAUGUAAUAAAAUGAAUAUUGCUUGGAGAUAUUUUGAAGAAAUGAGAAAAUAAUAUGGUAUUUUCCCAGAUAACUUUACUUAUAGUAUUUUAGUAAAUGGAAUUAAAACUAAUCAUUCUAAUAGAGAUGAAUUAUUAAGAGCUAUAAGUCUAUUAGAAUAAAUUUAAGAGACUGGUUAAUUUAAACCAGAUGAGAUUCUUUAUAAUUCAUUAAUUGAUGCUUGUGUUAAAUUUAAUGAAAUAUAGAAAGGUAUGGAAUUAUUUAGAGAAAUGAAAAAUAAAUAAAUUGAUCCAUCAUCUGUUACUUAUGGAAUCAUAAUUAAAGCAUAUGGAAAAAUGAAUGAUUUGAAUGGAUCAUUUAGAAUGUUUGAAGAAAUGAAAUUACUAAAGAUACCAAUAAAUGAUGUCACUUAUGGAUGUUUAGUAGAUGCAUGUGUAAGAAAUGAUAGAUUAGAUCAAGCAUUAUAAUUCAUUGAUUAAAUGAAAUAAUAAAAUCUUCCAAUCAAUACUGUUCUUUAUACAACAAUUAUCAAAGGAUUUUGUAAAUUAAAUUAAACUGAUGAAGCAAUCAAAUAUUUUAAUCUUAUGAAAUAAUCACCAAAAACUUAUCCAAAUCUCAUUACUUAUAAUUCAUUAUUGGAUGGAAUGGUAAAGAAUGGAUUACUCAAUUAAGCAGAUAAAUUAUUUUAAGAAUUAGUUGAAUCUACAAUUAAACCAGAUCUCAUUACUUUUAGUACUUUAUUAAAAGGACAUUGUAGAAGAGGCAAUAUGAAAAGACUUAAUGAGACAGUAUAAAUAAUGGCAAAAUUUUAAAUUAUUCCUGAUGAAUCUUUGUUACAAUUAAUUUUAGAAUCUUGUCUAAAUCAAUAAUAGUAUCAUAUUGGAGUUUAAAUAUUUGAUUAAUUCUGUCAUUAAAUUCCUUAAUCUAUUCAAUUAUUAUUGAUAACAAUUAGAUUACAUAGUUAAGAUAAGAAACUACUAUAGGCAAUUCCAUUAUUGAAUAGAUUACAUCAAUUAAUGAAUGAGAAUAGAAUUUAACAUUAAUCUUUAGAACAAACUAUCAAUUCCUUAUUAUAAUAUUAAUUGGAUGAAUAAGUAUAUUCAAUAGUUACAAAUAUUGUAAUAAUAGCCUUAAGAAUGGAUUUUAAUCUUUCAAAUUUGGAGACUUUAUUAUCUAUAUAAAAUUCUUAAUUAAUGACUUUAUUAUAAAAUACUACUCAAAUUCCAUGUAAUAAAUUAUUACAGAUAUUACCAUAGUUAUCAAAUGAAGAUUAAAAUAUAUGUAGAUAAUAUAUUAAGAAAAACAGCAAGAAUGAUUUAAAAGAACCAUUAAAUGAAUAAUUUGGAUAAGUAUUUUUAUAAUGUAACAACAAUAAUAAGAAAAAUAAUAAAGUUUAAGAACAAUCAUCUCCAUUUAAUAAUGAAAACAAAGAAAAUGUCUAUCAUCCAAAGCGUUAAUAUAAUAAUUAUGCAAAGAAUGAUUUGACUGAUUUCAUGCCUAACAAAUAAUAUGCAAAGAGAAGAUGA